AAAAUAACUACGAAGGGGCGGAAGGCAGACAGGCAGUUGGUCUUCUCCCGCAUCCUCCCACCGAGCCAGACCAAGCCUGCCUUCCUUCCUUCGGCUUCCUCGUUUCCUCCUCCGACGACCUCCGCUCCGGAUCCUGAAACCCUAGAGAGCCGCGAUGUUCGGGUACCGGAAGGCGCCGGACCUCGAGGCCGGCGGCUCGGAGGCGCUGUACCCGGGGAUGGUGGAGAGCCCCGACCUGCGGUGGGCGCUCAUCCGCAAGAUCUACGUCAUCCUCUCCGUGCAGCUCGCCAUGACCGCCGCCGUCGCCGCCUUCGUCGUCAAGGUCCCCGCCGUCUCCGAGUUCUUCGUCUCCUCCAACUCCGGCAUCGCCCUCUACAUCUUCCUCCUCAUCCUGCCCCUCAUCGUGCUGUGCCCACUCCGUUACUACCACCAGAAGCACCCCGUCAACCUGCUGCUGCUCGGCCUCUUCACCGUCUCCAUCAGCUUCGCGGUCGGCAUGACAUGCGCCUUCACCAGCGGAAAAGUCAUUUUGGAAGCUGCAAUUCUUACAGCAGUAGUUGUGAUCAGCUUGACUGCUUAUACUUUCUGGGCUGCAAAGAGAGGCCAUGACUUCAACUUCCUUGGCCCGUUCCUGUUUGGAUCUCUUAUGGUGCUUAUUGUGUUUUCCUUCAUCCAGAUCUUUUUCCCACUGGGCAAGCUCUCGGUCAUGAUAUACGGAGGCGUGGCAUCCCUUAUCUUCUGUGGCUACAUCAUCUACGACACGGACAAUAUCAUCAAGCGCUACUCGUACGAUGAGUACAUCUGGGCCGCUGUGUCGCUCUACCUUGACGUCAUCAACCUUUUCCUGUCUCUUCUGCAACUGCUGCGGGCAGCCGACAGCUGAGCGCAUCCAAUCCACACCUUUGCUCGACGUAGUAAUAGCUUGUGCAUAUAUCACAGUUCCAUGAAUGCCAACAUAUUCAUGUACAUCCAUUAUCAGCAUAUUCUGUCAAUACUGCCGUAGACGCCAUGUCCUGUUUACCCAACCUUUUAGCAUAUGGCAUUGUAUCCUUAUUUUCUUUGCACGUUCAAAUGAUGAAUUCUACGGGGUUAAUUGCAGCUUGUAACGACACUUGAAUUUUAACAGUCUCGAAUUUUAAUCCCUUGCAGUGAA
Brachypodium distachyon (stiff brome) is the source of this 1153-nucleotide messenger RNA. RefSeq names its product protein LIFEGUARD 2. The record is from RefSeq and is a predicted model, not a curated record. The transcript is spliced from 4 exons. Bases 155 to 883 code for a protein of 242 amino acids. NCBI's taxonomy places the organism in Eukaryota, Viridiplantae, Streptophyta, Magnoliopsida, Poales, Poaceae. Gene Ontology annotation, cellular component: membrane.